GCUGACCAGCAGCACUUCCGCCUGACCUGCUAGUGUUUACAAACCAGCAGACAGUCUUUAUACAGCAUAAUGCUGCUCCCUGCAUGAUCCGCACAGAACCACCCCCACCUUCAGAUUCCUGAUUUAGGAGAAUCUGGCGGCUGUGUGUCCGAGCCACAGUCAUGCAGCACCCAAACUUUGAGACCCGUCACCCACUCCAGACAGACGAGCAGCAGGAGACCGGCUUCGACCCGCUUCACAAUUUCAACAAAAACCGCAGCCGUGAUUGUAGAAAUAUCAAAUUUGGGUUGAUUGUUUGUAAUCCUCUGAUGUGCAGAAAAGAAUGGGACGACUUGUUCCUGAACAGCAACUACCUGGCCAGGAUCCGGCAGGCUGGCGUCAACGGUCGGUUGAGGAGUAGUCGCUUUCGCAGCGUUUGCUGGAAGCUCUACCUGGAGGUUCUCCCUGAAGACAAGGGACAGUGGAUCAAGAAGACCAAAGAGCAUCGGGCUCAGUAUGAGAGGAUCAAAGAGAUGCACAUCACUAACCCCCGCAAGGCUGCAGGCCAGCAGGACCUGGUGGUCAACAAUCCACUGUCCCAGGAUGAAGGGAGUUUAUGGAACAAGUUCUUUCAGGAUAAAGAGCUGAAGGGGAUGAUCAAGCAGGACGUUUUCAGGACAUUCCCUGAGAUCUGCUACUUCCAGAAUGAGGAUGUGAGGACCAAGCUGACGGACAUUCUUUUCUGUUACGCCAGAGAGAAUGAGCAGUUGCUAUAUAAACAGGGGAUGCAUGAGCUGCUGGCUCCCAUAGUGUUUGUGCUGCACUGUGACCAUCAGGCCUUCCAACACGCCAGCGAGACAGCCAGCCCCAGUGAAGAGAUGAAAUGUCUUUUGAACCCUGCGUACCUUGAACACGAUGCCUAUGCCAUGUUCUCACAGCUGAUGGAGACAGCAGAGCCGUGGUUCUCCACCUUCGAGAGGGAAGUGAGGAAGGGUAAGGAGGAAAUGCUAACCAGCAUCCCCUUCGCUCGGCCGCAGGAUGCUGGCCCAUCCGUCGCCGUCGUGACCAAAGUCAACCGCAUCCAGGACCAGCUGGUGAAGAAGCAUGACAUCGAGCUACACAUGCACCUGAACCGGCUGGAGAUCGCUCCGCAGAUCUAUGGCAUCCGGUGGGUUCGCCUGCUGUUCGGCCGUGAAUUUCCCCUCCAGGACCUCCUGGUUGUGUGGGACGCUCUGUUUGCUGACAGCAUCACUCUGGAUCUGGUGGACUACGUGUUCGUGGCCAUGCUGCUUUACAUCCGAGAUGCUUUAAUCGCAAGCAACUUCCAGACCUGCCUGGGCCUGCUGAUGCAUUACCCUCCCAUAGGAGACAUCAACUCUUUGCUCCAAAAGGCUCUGUUUCUCCGAGAUCCCAAAAAUAACCCGCGUCCUGUCAACUACCAGUUUCAGCAGAACUUGGAUUACUACAAAACACGAGGCGCCGACCUGAUGAACAAAACGAGGUCUGGUUCUGUGGCAAAAGCUCCUCCGCUGAACAUCAACAAGGUGUCCAGCAGCCUGCUGAGCUUCGGCAGAAAGCUCAUCGCCCCGGCCAUGUCUGGCGUGUCCAGCAAUGUCGCCCCUAUCAACAGUGAGGUGUUCUCCUCCUCCUCCUCGUAUUCCUCACCUCCCUUAGCGCCCCCUGCCUCGGCGCCGUCGCCCGCCCUGUCUCACCCACUCGCUGAGCCCCCUGAUCAGCCCCAUUCUCAGAACUACCGUAUGAUGAAGUCUGAAAGCAUGCCCGUCCACUUGAGCAAAGAUGGAGUUUCAGGCGGAGUGUCUCAGGGCUCUCUCCCAGAACAGGCUCUCACUGACACACAAGGCCGCAGCUCGAGAACGGCCAGCUCCUCUCCCAGCACAGAGAGCCUCUCAGGUGGGCGUGGCCAGUCCACUGCCUCCCCACCCCUGCCGCCUUCCAGAGGGAGUGACGUCAGCAGCUCGUCUCCUCCGCUCUCCGCCACCAAGAAGGACUCCUUCUUCACCAUAACUCGCUCUCGUUCCCAAAGCAAAACCAUGGGCAAAAGAGAGGCGGACGAAGAUCUGGAAGCCCAGGUAUCAUUCCUGCAGGGCCAAAUCAACGACCUAGAGGCCAUGAGCAAAUACUGCGCCAAGAUGAUGAAUACACACAUCUGUAAAAUCCAGGAGGUGAUUCUCCAAGAGCACCUGGAGAAAGAAGAUGAAGUCCUAGUUUCUAUAGCUGGACUCAAACAGAUCAAAGACAUCCUGAAGGGAGCGCUGCGCUUCAACCAGAGUCAGCUAGAGGCGGAGGAGAACGAAGAGAUCACCAUCGCUGAUGACCACUACACCUCCACAGCUGCAGCCGCUGACACCUCUCUGAACAGCAUGCACCAGCAAAGCGGACACCAGCAGGGGGAGGACGGCAGGCGGAGCAGGGACUCUUAUCUGGAGGGGAGUGUGAGCGCCGACGAGAAGGAGGAAGAACCCACCACAACCCCACCUGAGCAGCAGAUGGCGUCCUAUCUGGGCUCCGAGGUAAAGAACUGGGAUGAUUACAUCCUGGUGUCUCAGGAUGAAGACCUGCUCGCUGAGGGGAAAGAAGCUGAAGGAAAGCCUCCCGUUCCUGUGAGGCGAGGGCGAGCUGCCGUGCGAAUGGAGCCCGAAGGCUCUUCUGGGACUUUUCCCGACCCCCUGAUGACAGGCGCUGCUUCGGGCUCCUCCAGCCCAGAGGAGGGCUCCACCAACAGCAAGGACUCCGACUUUACCAUCGUUAACCCAAACGACCUGUGAACAAGAAAGUUACUCCAGUUCUCUCUCUCUGCUGCACCUAUACCGUCUCUUAUCCCCUUCAGGGCGUCUGAUAAAACUGACUGCAGAGGGAAGGGAACCACCUGCUGUUGGUGCCACGCCACUAAAAAGUUGCACAUAUGUGGACUGGGACAUGCAGAGUCAUAAAUCCUUUAUGCUUUGUCUCUCCUAGCCGUCAUCUGUUCCAUGCAAGUCCUGUCUGAACUGAUGCUGUGAGCUGUCUCAUCUAUCUAAUGCCUGCUCCGUCUUUAUAACCCCCCCCAUUAUCUUAACUGUAGUGCCCUACUCUGCAGAGAGCGGUUGCUAUUGGAUGACCUAUUCUGUCACUACUCAGUUAUUCUGAUUGACCUGAGACUGCAGUUUCCUUUUAGGAAGAAAUGUUCUCCUCUUGCUGUAUGGAUGAGGUUUGAGAGAAAGCCAGUAUGAAUGUGGAGAAACAGCCAUACUGCUGCCUGUGUUUGUAUAUAUGUGUGUGUGUGUGUGUGUGUGUGUGUGUGUGCGCGCAUGUGUCCUUAUGUAGGACUCUCUCUUCUCCGAUACUGUAAGAAAAGGAUGAGCUCCUCCCCAUCACCGUCGAGGGCAGCUUUCUCCCGCUUCUAAACCAGUGCCUCUGACCAUUCUACUUCUCUCAGCCAAACGAAACCUAACUCUGUGAUCUUAUUUGUUUGUUUUUUUUUUUGUUUUUUUUUUAUUUGGAAUGAAUAUUUUUUAACCAUUUAGAUUCUUAAAUUCUAAGAUAAAGUGAUUAAAUUAAGGAAUGAGUCGA
Molecule: messenger RNA, 3549 nt
Organism: Cyprinodon variegatus (sheepshead minnow)
Lineage: Eukaryota; Metazoa; Chordata; Actinopteri; Cyprinodontiformes; Cyprinodontidae
Gene: tbc1d5
Product: TBC1 domain family member 5
Exons: 22
Coding region: 162-2765 (867 amino acids)
Biological process (GO): activation of GTPase activity
Molecular function (GO): GTPase activator activity
Source: RefSeq, a predicted model, not a curated record